CAUAGACCAGCUAUACACCGAAUAUCUGCCAGUUACUGAAGAAACUACUGUAAUGUAAGGAGUCUGUACAAAAAAUGCUGUUUUGUUUAAAGUGAAUUUCGAGGGCAUUUAUAGUGUUUCAGGAACGUUGGGAGUUUCUUCUUCUGAGUCUAGUGCAGCCUCGAAACAACGCCAGCUAGCAUCAACAGAAGUGGAGUAUCAGAGAAAUGAGACGUAUGGAGCAGAUUAGUAGCUAACGUCUCCUCCACUGCAAACACCACCUUCCUUUGUUAAAGGCUGUUGUUCUGCCGGUACAGUAACUAACAUAUCGAUGUUCUCGCUGUUUGGACGGUUGUUCUCAGCUGUUCCUGUAACGUUAGCCUCGAAUCGCCGUUUCUGGCUUGUGAUGGCGUGGCAGUAGCUGCUUCUUUGUGUUGUCCGGACUAUGCACGAAAAACACGGAUGUUACUCUAUCCACACUGUCCGACUUGCAAGGAAUCCACGGAGGAGAAACGUCCUGUUAUAGUCUGCACUGACCCGGUGGCUGCUAGCUGACAUCACUUCACAACUUCUUGCCCAGGUGUUGACUGGCGAGCGGCUGAACAUGGAAGAUGAGGUGUUUGACCAGAUCGUGACCGUGUUUAACAGCCUGGUGUCGUGGGUCGCUGCCGGUGCUAUGGUGUUUGGUGGGGUGGUGCCCUACAUCCCCCAGUACAGAGACAUCCGCCGGACCCAGAAUGCAGAGGGGUUCUCCACCUAUGUGUGCCUGGUCCUCCUGGUGGCGAAUAUCCUACGGAUACUCUUUAGAUUUGGCCGCUACUUCGAGACCCUGCUGCUGUGGCAGAGCAUCAUCAUGAUCGCCACCAUGCUCAUCAUGCUGAACCUGUGCACCAGCGUCCGCAUGGCCACUGAACUCAACACCAAAAGACGCUCCUUCAUAGACUUUGACUGGAACCACUUCUGGUCGUGGAGUCAUUUCAUGGACUACGUGCAGUGCGUGCUGGCCUUCACGCUGGUGGCGGCCUACAUCACCUACCUCCUCCUGGACUCUGCUCUGUUCGUGGAGACCCUUGGCUUCCUGGCUGUCUUCAUAGAAGCAAUGCUGGGCACGCCGCAGCUCCACUGCAACUAUCAGAACAAGUCCACAGAGGGCAUGAGUAUCAAGAUGGUGCUGAUGUGGACCAGCGGCGACACCUUUAAAACAGGCUACUUCCUGCUCACCCAGGCCCCUGUGCAGUUCUGGACAUGUGGCCUGCUGCAGGUCUUCGUCGACUUCGCCAUCCUGUUCCAGGUUUACUACUACAGCCGCUACCCACAGAAGCCAGUGUCCCACACUGUCUCCCACACCACCAGUGCCAAAGCCCUCUGAAAGCCUCUGCAAGCUCUCUGAGGCCAUGUACACACUCAAAAACACCAGUGAGGAAGCACUUUUAGAGGCGCUGUGGGCAUGUAUAAACAUACAUGAGUACCAAAGCACCUUGAGAUGAUGCAGGCUGCUCACCCUCACUUCAGAGUAUACAUACACCCCCAUAAAUAAGGCACGGACAUGCGCAGACACUUUGUGGUGUUGGUUCAGCGAUACCUGAAGGACACUUGUUCCAAACAAACUCAACAUUUUUCACUUUAUUUAUCCUCCCGACUCCUCGAUGCGACAGUGCGCUUGUGUCCUGGAAUGCAGACUUCUCAAAGAGUAUAUACUUCAAUCAGCUUGUGCAUGUGGAGAAUAUUAUGCACAUGAAUAUAUACAGUCUAAAAACUGCAGAUGUAUGCACUGAAAAUCCUCAAGGAAAUGUUGACAAUGUUUGUCAUCCACAUUAGCUGAUGAUUGUUGCAUGGACCCUCUGCCUUAAAACACACAUUCAAACAUGGCUUACCAGCAAUAUACAGUAAAUGUAUGGAUUCAUCAAAAAAUCUUAAUAUAGGUUACUGAAUGUACAAAAUAGCAUUUUUUUUUCUAUAUAUAUAUGUAGUUUUUCCCAACUCAGUGGAGAAAUGCUGAUCAGUCUGCCACUUGUUGGACACAUGGUUGCUAUGUGCUGUGCCGCAGAGGCUCAAUCUUGCGGGAUAACACAGGAAUCGAGCUCUAAGAAACUAGAGGCAAUCAGAGUAUACCAAAAGAAGAGAAACUCCAGAGGCUUGACGCUGCAGUGCAUUGGCUUUUAAAAAACAAAUGGUCAGACGUGGCGUCGAAGCUAACGGAGUGAUGAGAAAAUUGUGCGAUGUCAAAGACAUAAGGGCUGUCUUCUGUUGAAGUCUGUAUCACUGGAAGCAAAGAGGUUCAUCAACAUCCAGACCAGUGCUCAGGCUUCAUGGGCUGUCAAAAGGAGAGUGCCAAGAUUUUUGUACUGAAGCUGUCAAUGGCAUUUUGUAUAUAAUUUUAAUCAUUGCUAGGAAGCUACAGCUAACAUCUAUACACACUGCACAUUAGCUGUUUGGGGCAAAUAAGCACAGUCUGCAAAAAAACACUCCAGUGGUGAAAUUUGCACAAAUAAUCCCAGGCAAAUGUUUGCUUCGCGGUCAGUCUGAACACAGUUUAAGGACGAAAGCAGGAUUUCUUCAUGGAAUGGAUGUAGCUCGGGCAGCACGACCUUAAGCGACCAUUUUGGUUUAAUAUAACUUUUUGCUGCGUUCAGGCAAUGUUAGCACAACAGGAAGAACAGAAAGACCCACCAUUAUCUGGCGUGGGAGUUCAUGCAUUAUUCUAAGCUGCUGCAGGCCAUUCACACCAUUUAUUUAGUAUAAAGAGCUACUUUUGUUGUGGACUGUGUGAGCUAGUGCUUUUUAUUAAGAUGCAAGAUGUUUGCCGCCAGCUUAUUGACACUUCUGUUAUUGUUUUUCGCCUGGUGGGAGAUAAUAUCAUAGCUUUCAAUAGUCUAACUUCUGACUCAGAAUUACAACUAGGAAGCUGACGUGGAAGCUUUUUCCCACUCGGCUGCUCCGAAUUAUGGUCUGAACAAUAUGAGUUGAAUGUGCAUUACUUUGCAAUUUUGGCUGUCAUUCCUAUCUGUUAUAAUAACAUUAUACGCUCCAAGUUAAUUGCUGAGAUCUGGGAAGGCAGAAAGAUCAAGCAAUCCCAGACAUCGUUUUUGGUCAGACAGUUGUUGUUAUUACUGAUAGGAAUUACAGCCGCAGCCAUGAAAUGAGACCCAAGUUGUAAUGAACCAGAAUGAUCCUUUAAGAGAUGUUCACUUUACAGACUGAUGCUUCUGAAUACGCUCAGCAAAGUCAUAUCUUGGCUUCCCAUCACACUGGCUGCGGGUAGCACUCACUGGCCAGUUUUUUUUAUUUAGACUUCAAAUCCAAUAACAUCCCCUGAUAUCAGCACUCAUGACUGCACAUCACCUUCUGGUGCGGCUUCGGGCAGGUUGUACUCAUCAUUUUUCUCAUAAGAAAUUAAUUUCCUGGUCAGAAGGAGAGGCAGCCACACGACACAGCAAAGACUUUCUUUGUUGUUGUUGUUGCUUUGUAAUUUUUCUCUGGGGAGGGCAGAAAUGCCAAACCAGGAGGUGUACGACUGUCAGCCCUUCAGUGAACUGUGGACCACAGCAGACCUGAUUCUGUCCUCGUCUUCUACGAUUCAAGAAAUGGAAACUUCCCUUUUGUUCCAGUGGGACGUAACAGGAGUUUUCUAUGAAUAUUUCUCUCCUUGCUGUUAAACAUACAAAAAAGAUAUGGUGGAAAUAGUGGAUGUACACUUUUCGUGUACCCACGAGUUUAGUCACCCUAUUUAUUUUAUUAGGCUUUUCAUAAUCCUCAAAUGCCAGUGUAAGAUAGCGUAUGUCUGUUCUUUAUUCAAGCAGUGGGGAGUGUGACAGUUUUGUAUGAAUAAUGUGACUCCUGACAGGCUCCUGUUAUGCUCAACAGGAUGAAAAUGACUUCAGAGUUUCACUUUAUUUACAGUUUAGCUUUUUUUUUACUUUGUGUUUUGUAUCCUUUAGUUCGUUCAUUUUAUUACGUGAAGGUAUUUUCCCACGGACACUGCCAGCUUUGGUGUUGUCUUAUUUGUGGAAUCCACACAUAAGUUUGUUAAUGUACCAAAAAUAUUAUUUCCACUGCUUCUUAUGUCAUUUUUACUAUAUUUAAUUUUUCUAUUAAACUGCCAAUCGUCCACCUCAGUUACUAAAGACAUGCAUCAACACUUGAGGCUGUUUAAAGUUUUGUCGUGAAUGUAAUGUGACAUUGUCAUACAAUAAAGAGAACAGGGAG
Molecule: messenger RNA, 4185 nt
Organism: Chelmon rostratus (copperband butterflyfish)
Lineage: Eukaryota; Metazoa; Chordata; Actinopteri; Chaetodontiformes; Chaetodontidae
Product: solute carrier family 66 member 2
Exons: 4
Coding region: 584-1348 (254 amino acids)
Biological process (GO): retrograde transport, endosome to Golgi; phospholipid translocation
Cellular component (GO): trans-Golgi network; endosome
Source: RefSeq, a predicted model, not a curated record